CUUCCCUACUAGGCGGAUGGCAUGGGUGAGCCGGCAAGGGGUUGCGUGACUCGCACGGGGUGGUUUUCAGCUCCCGAGGUGACCCCCACUUUGGAGCCUCUGAGCGACGGUGCCUCGCUGCCGGACAACUGGAUGUUCUGGGCGAUGCUGCCGGCGCCGCCACCACCGCCUUCGUCGCUUCCCGCAGGAGGGUCCGAACCUUCCUCAGAGGCGCAGCCCCCCGCGGAGGCCCAGAGCCUCCCCGAGGCGCCUCCCCCCUUUGACGCCCAGAUUCUUCCCGGGGCACAGCCCCCUUUCGACGCCCAGUCCCCCCUUGAUUCUCAGCGUCAACUCAAUGGCCAGCCUUCCUGGAAUUUCCAGGCUUCAACAUCAUGGUACUGGACACAGUCUCCUGGUGUUCCUCCUUGGCAUCGGCAGCCCCAGAACACUCCGGUUAAACAUUCUUAUCUUCCACGAAAACAUGAUGCAAAGGUCAAUGACUUCAACAUGUCUCCCAGGAGAAAACAGAAAAAAAGGAAAAGAAAGGAACCAGUUUUUCACUAUUUUUGUGAUACCUGUGAUCGUGGUUUUAAAAAUCAAGAGAAGUAUGAUAAACACAUGUCCGAACAUAUGAAAUGCCCUGAGGUAGAUUGCUCUUUUAGUGCACAUGAGAAGAUUGUCCAAUUCCAUUGGAGAAAUACGCAUGCUCCUGGUAUGAAGAAAAUCAAGUUAGACACUCCAGAGGAGAUUGCAAGAUGGAGGGAAGAAAGAAGAAAAAAUUACCCAACUCUGGCUAAUAUCGAAAGGAAGAAAAAGUUAAAAAUUGAAAAGGAAAAGAGAGGAGCAGUGUUGACAACGACACAGUAUGGCAAGAUGAAGGGGAUGGCCAGACAUUCACAGAUGGCAAAAAUCAGAAGUCCUGGCAAACGUCACAAAUGGAAAAAUGGUCGUGCUGGACAGAGAGCAGCCAUGGGGUCAGGCAAUCCCUUGUGUGGUUCGAAGCCUGAAAGUACACCCGAGGCAAAUUCAGACCCUCUGGGUGUUUUGGUAAACACCGAUUCCGAGUCCGAUAAAGAGGAGAAACCACAAAAUGCUGUCAUACCUAAGGAAGUGACACCAGCCCUGUGCUCCCUAAUGAGCAGCUAUGGCAGCCUCUCGGGGUCGGAGAGUGAGCCAGAAGAAGUUCCCAUCAAGACUGAAGCAGGCAUUCUGGCAGAAGACCAGGUUCUUCAUAGCAGUACUCCUAAGAAACCAAGUCAAGAUGUUAAAGCAACUGUUAGAAAUUUCUCAGAAGCCAAGUAUGAGAGCCAAAAGAAAAGUUUUAAAAACACAAAUCCUAAGAGGAAAAAAAAUUAUCGCAAUUAUCAAACAUUAUUUGAACCAAGAACACACCAUCCAUAUCUCCUGGAAAUGCUGUUGCCAUAGACUGUGCCCUGCAGUGCAGUGCAUCCUGUGAAACACCAGUUGUGGCUCAUGCUUGGAACACUUUCUGGGUCUUAUAAAGAGAGCAAGUGUCUUCUAUCGAUCUUCCGUACCCAGCCGACUUAAACAAGUCUUUGUACACACCCUGGAGAAACUAUGAUGUCUUCGCUUCAGGACCUUCCGCCCAUUGUGUGAAGGUUUCCACAUUCCAGUUUCUGGCAGCGUCAUCUCUGGUUAUUAGCAGCGAAUGCCAUCGUUUCCUGGGUCACGUAUUUGCAGUUUAGUGUCUAUAUGUUGUUCUGAUUAUUUUUAUGUUUUUAUUUAAUUUGUGAAGCUGAACUAUAGGCUUUAUUUGGAUUCUACUCGUUUUCCAAGAAUGUCCUUUUUGAUGGUUCAGUCCAGGAUACCACGUUGCAUUUAGUCGCUGAAUCUCUUAGUUAUCUUGUUUUUAGUUGUUGUUGUUUUUCAAUGUCAAAAGUAAUAUGCUCGUUGUAAAAAUUCAAAUAAUCCAGUAGUAUAUAAGAUAAAAAAGUGAGGUUUGUUUUGCCCUGUUCCCUUCUCAUAUUCCCCAGAGAACCACUGUUAACUGUUUGGUGUGUAUUUCCAGACAUUUAAAACACAUAUAAGUAUCUGAAUAUGCUUGUAUAAACUUUGUGUUUAAAUGGAAAAAUCAUAGAUAAUGCUUUGCAGAUUUUUUCACUUGACGGUAUGUCACAGACAUUUGUGCAUGUGUAUAUAAAUAUAUGCAUAUAUAUGCAUGUAUGUACACAUAUGCUUUCACUUUUUAAAUCAUUCCCCAAUGGGGAAAUUUGUUUCCAGUUUUUCUCUGAGGUUAAUGAUACUACCGUGAACACUACUGAAUUUACAGUGAUACACACUCUGUGUGGAUGGGUGUGUGUAUGCACCUCUGGAUACUUCUGUGGAAAAGAACGUUCGGAUCAAAAAUCAAAUGACCUUUAAAAGGCUUUAUCAAAUUACAUUCUUAUUAAAAAUGUUUUUAAAAGGAUUGAAACUUGAAAUAAGAGAAGUGGAUUACUUUAUGCCCUUUCAGUGUCAUACUAGAGCAGUGGUUCUCAAAGUGUGGUCCAGGGACCUCUGGGGGUGUCUAAGACACUUUCGUGGAGGCUGUGAAAUUGAAACUAUUUUCCUAAUCCUAAGACAUUAUUUGCCUUUUUCACUCUCAUUUCUUUUAUGAAAGUACAGUGGAGAUUUCCUAAAGGCUACACAGUGUGUGAUGCUGUCAUCACUAUGUGCUUGGCUAUUCUUGUGUUUCCUAGAAUUUUCUAAGGUGGUGGGUUGAGGAUAUGUAUAUGAGUUUUUACAGAUUAACUCAGGUGGUUCUCAGGACUUUUACUGUAUUUUUACUAGCUAUCUUUGGUUAUCCCUGCUAUAUAGUCUCUGUAACCGCUGUAAUUACUGUCAUCAAUAAGUUGUUAUUUUAAAUCCCAGAGAUUUGCAAAGCUUUAAAAUGAUGCCACUCAGCUCACUAAUAUAUUUUGUAUUGGAAAAAUGUUAUUUAUGUUAAUAUGUAAAUGGUUUAUUGUUUUUAAGUGAAUUAAUAUGUUUAAAUUUUGUUUUAAUUUCUAAUGCUAUGAAUAUCAGUAGAUACAACUCACAUAAA
This is a messenger RNA of Globicephala melas (long-finned pilot whale), 3022 nucleotides long. It is a transcript of the gene NUFIP1, whose product is annotated as nuclear FMR1 interacting protein 1. NCBI's taxonomy places the organism in Eukaryota, Metazoa, Chordata, Mammalia, Artiodactyla, Delphinidae. The record is from RefSeq and is a predicted model, not a curated record. Gene Ontology annotation, cellular component: nucleus. Gene Ontology annotation, biological process: box C/D snoRNP assembly.